Molecule: messenger RNA, 466 nt
Organism: Staurois parvus
Lineage: Eukaryota; Metazoa; Chordata; Amphibia; Anura; Ranidae
Source: the annotation of a GenBank genome assembly
AUGGGCCCCUAUACCGCCUCCUCAUGCUGCUGCCAAGCUCGUAAUCUGUCAUGCGCCCCUGUACCGCCUCCUCAUGCUGCUGCCAGGUCCAGAGUGUGUCAUGGGCCCCCGUACCGACUCCAAAUGCUGCUGCCAGGCCCGUAAUCUGUCAUGGGCCCCUGUACCGCCUCCCCCCAUGCUGCUGCCAGGUCCAGAUUGUGUCAUGGGUCCCUGUACGGCCUCCCAUUGCUGCUGCCAGGCCUGUAAUCUGCCAUGGGCCCCCGUACCGACUCCUCAUGCUGCUGCCAGGCCCGUAAUCUGCCAUGGGCCCCUGUACCGCCUCCUCAUGCUGCUGCCAGGUCCAGAGUGUGUCAUGGGUCCCUGUACGGCCUCCCAUUGCUGCUGUCUCUAUCGCCACACUCUGCCAUGUGCCACUUUCAGGUCUCCUCACACUGCUGGUGGUUUCCAUUUUUGUCAUAGGGUGCUG